This is a messenger RNA of Pongo pygmaeus (Bornean orangutan), 3663 nucleotides long. It is a transcript of the gene ACTMAP, whose product is annotated as actin maturation protease. The record is from RefSeq and is a predicted model, not a curated record. Bases 997 to 2052 code for a protein of 351 amino acids. The transcript is spliced from 6 exons. NCBI's taxonomy places the organism in Eukaryota, Metazoa, Chordata, Mammalia, Primates, Hominidae.
CGUUUCUGGGCUCAGCUGUUGCCAAUCAAAACGAUAUUUGGGUUCCCGCCUAGGUAGAAAAACCCCGCCCCACUCCCUGAAAGCCCACCUCCUUCUUUGGCUCCCGGGUCUACGGACCAAUCAGUGAAGGUCACGAGUGUUUCGCCGUCGGUACGCGUCUCGCGCUGCGGUGUCUUCCGGAGGCAAUGCUUUUUGAAGUCCCGCCUCUUCCCCCUGCCAGAACUGCGUUUUCUGUUACGUGAUCGCAAAAUGGGCGGGAACUGUUGCGUGUAAUACCACGUGAUGUCGGAAAGGCAGUGUGCGGGGGCCGCCAUUUUCCGGGAGUGGGAGGUGCACUUUGCUUUCUGACUCCUUUCCUUUUUCCACUGGUUAUCGCGGCAUCCACCGGCCUCUGAUCUCUGAGUCUUCUCCAACCCACAGACAUUUUUUGUUGCUCUGGUUCCAGGACCUUCUCCACAACUAGGCCAUUUUCCCUGCCAGGUGUCCUUUUUGACCUCUUGACCUCUGACUCAAAAGGUCAGCUGAAAGGUUCCGCACUCGGGCCUGGGAUGUGGGGGGGCACUGAACCUAAGUUCUCCGAAUCUUUAGCCCUGCGUCCCUAAGUCGCACCCUUAAGGCACCUCACUCUAGGUCUGAGCCUUCAUAUCCCAAACUCACUCAUGAGUUUCCACAUCCAGCCCCAAAGAAUGAGUUAACUCCUACUAACUUUCCACCUAAGACUCCCGAGGUAACCCAACCGGUACCACAGAUCCGGUUCCGGAUUUAAGGACCCCACCCUGUUAACCGUCAGGUGCCUUAUGACUUGAGUCAGCCUCGCAAUUCCUGCGCCCAUGGUUUCAAAUAUUAGCCCUGGUCCUUUCACACCCACUGCUCAGCCCCCAGAUUCUGGAACUCAGCUCUUAAACCUUUAAAUCUCCAUCCCUGAUAGCGUUCUCCGUUGGAGGAUCCUUCCCUCCCCGCUUUCUGAACCUCUCAACCCCUCCUGUAGACCCCAAAAUGACUUCUCCAUGCUCUCCUCCCCUAAAACCCCCAAUCCCUCCUCCAAAAACCCCUGUACCCCAAGCCAGCAGCAUUCCAUCUCCUCCUCUACCCCUAAGUCCCCUGGACUUUUUAGCUUUACCAUCCCCUCCCUGGAGCCAACAGACCCCUGUUCCCCCACCGCCCCCACUGCCUCCUCCACCUGCUGCCACAGGGCCUGCUCCCCCUCAUGUCUUCGGCCUGGAGAAGAGCCAGCUCCUGAAGGAGGCCUUUGAGAAGGCUGGCCCGGUCCCCAAGGGCAGAGAAGAUGUGAAGAGGCUUCUGAAACUACACAAGGACCGGUUCCGAGGUGACCUGCGGUGGAUCCUCUUCUGUGCAGACCUGCCAUCCCUCAUCCAAGAAGGCCCUCAAUGCGGGUUGGUGGCCUUGUGGAUGGCAGGUACUCUCCUGUCACCCCCCAGUGGCGUCCCCCUGGAGAGACUCAUGCAGGUGGCCACGGAAAGAGGCUACACGGCCCAGGGAGAGAUGUUCUCAGUGGCCGAUAUGGGCAGGCUGGCCCAGGAGGUGCUGGGCUGCCAGGCCAAGCUGCUCUCUGGUGGCCUGGGCGGUCCCAACAGAGACCUCGUCCUGCAGCACCUGGUCACUGGACAUCCCCUGCUCAUCCCCUAUGAUGAGGACUUCAACCAUGAGCCGUGUCAGAGGAAGGGCUACAAGGCCCACUGGGCGGUGAGUGCAGGGGUCCUACUGGGUGUUCGGGCUGUGCCCAGUCUCGGCUACACUGAGGACCCUGAGCUGCCGGGCCUGUUCCACCCAGUGCUGGGCAUGCCCUGCCAACCACCAUCCCUGCCGGAGGAGGGCUCCCUGGGAGCUGUCUACCUGCUGUCCAAGCAGGGCAAGAGUUGGCACUAUCAGCUGUGGGACUACGACCAGGUCCGGGAGAGCAACCUGCAGCUGACGGACUUCUCGCCCUCACGGGCCACCGACGGCCGGGUGUACGUGGUGCCUGUGGGUGGGGUGCGGGCUGGCCUCUGUGGCCAGGCCCUGCUCCUCACACCGCAGGACUGCAGCCAUUAGCUGGGGCUGCGGUCUCAGGCUGCAGCCUAGCUCGGUCACCAUUUGAAGUGGGCCUCCACUUCUCCCACUGUGUGACGGCCACAAGAUUUAAGCUAGGUCUCAGGGGCCUCCAGCCCUCCUUCAUCAAGGCCACCCCCUGCAGUAUUGAGCACCAACUGGUCCCUCUAGGGAGAGAUUGACAAUAGCCCAGACCCUGCGGCCUGCCUAUCCCAUCUGAAUGUUGCAUCGUCCCUUUCUCACUAGGGGCUGCCUCUCUCACCUCACUAGACAUCUAAGGAACCUCCUGCCUGGGCCCUCUGCUGCUCACAGGACAGGGACACUGAACUGCGUCAGCCUCAGCUCACCCCUCCUUAGCCCAAGGUUUUCCUCACGCUUGCCACUUACUAGUCAUACUGGCCUUUUAGAUCCCUGAAGUGUUCAAAUCCCCGGAGCAUUGAGUCCCACCCCCAGCCCUCUGCUGCGGAUCACUCCUUAACUUCUCCAUUGGGGCUCAGGUAUCACUACCUCAGGGAAGGGUCCUGCAGCCCCAGUCAAGACACCCCUCCCCCACCUCAUGUCUUCACAGUUUUAAAGCCCAUCUGGGAGCAGUUACCUGUGCCAGCCCCUCUACCUGUGUUAGCAGAUCUGGCAACCCGGUAAGGGUGAGUGCUAGAUGGACCCGAUUUGACAGAUGGCAAGACUGAGGCCUGGAGAAGUGGAAUCGCUGGCCUGAGGUCACAUGACUAGCACGUGGCAGGGUCAGGAUUCAAGCUAGGUAGUCAGUGUCUCAGCCAGGCUGUCUCCUGGCUCCCUGAACAUUAUGGUGCUGACCACAAACUUUCCUAUCCACCCAUACAAACAUCUAGUUAGUGUGUGUGAUUACUAGCUUCAUGAAUACCUGACCCCUCCACUCUGAAGUAGGAGGAACAGGCCUGUCUGGAUCACUUCUCUGUCCCUAACUGAGCCCGUCUCAUUUAGGCAUUUAGGGAAACUACAGAGCACUGUUGCUUUUUUUUUUUUUUUUUUUUUUUUUUUUUUUUUUUUGGAGAUGGAGUCUCGUUCUGUCGUCCAGGCUGGAGUGCAGUGGUGUGAUCUCAGCUCACUCCAGCCUCCACUUCCCAGGUUCAAGUGAUUCUCCUGCCUCAGCCCUGGGAUUACAGUAGCUGGGAUUACAGGCAUGCACCACCAUGCCUGGCUAAUUUUUUGUAUUUUUAGUAGAGACGGGGCUUUGCCAUGUUGGCCAGGCUGGUCUCAAACUCCUGACCUCAAGUAAUCCACCCGCCUCAGCCUCCCAAAGUGCUGGGAUUACAGGUGUGAGCCACUGCGCCCGGCCACAGUGCAGUAUUUCUAACCAGUCAUCAGGGUAAAGAGGAUGCAUGUCCACCAUCCCAGCCCUGAUCAGCCUGUCUGUGCAUCCCCCAUCCCAGCCAGGGCUUGGAGCAGCCUUGGCCACCACUGUGUCCCCUGCAUUGUAACACAUCCAGGCAUAAGAAUAGCCGCCCAGUGACUGCCAAGUGAGUGAACCAGCCUGCUCGGAGCCUGCCUCUUUCCCAAACUGCUCAUUAUCCUGUUACCCCACCCAGCCCACAUGUCCAAAUACACUCCAGAUGCAAAAUAAAAAGCUCUACGACA